This is a messenger RNA of Acanthosepion pharaonis, 633 nucleotides long. The record is from the annotation of a GenBank genome assembly. Lineage: Eukaryota; Metazoa; Mollusca; Cephalopoda; Sepiida; Sepiidae.
AUGCCCUUAGACUUUACAGACCUUGGAUUUUUCGAUUUGGAAACCUUCCUACAGGCCAUUCCUGAUGUCGUUUGCAUCGUCGAAGACUCUGAUGGUCAAAAGAUUCUUAAACAUGUCUCUGACGAAUCUACAAAGCACAUAGAAAAACUUGUCGAACGUCAAAAGCCCAAUGGUAAUAACAGCGGCAAAAGGACUCGAAAAGCACGUGGCUCUGCUUCCUUGUCAGGUGCUUGUCAUAAUCCAUUAUCCCCGAAUGGCUAUCAGCCACAGUAUCAAAACCACCCGUCUUGCAGAUCCUUAAAUCAAAGUCGCAAUAAUACGACUCCAAACAACAACAACAACAACAGGUUAUUGCCGCCGCCGCCGCCUUCCCCUUUCUCCAAUAAUAAUACCAACCUUUCUUCGGGUUUUAACAGAAGAUCUGGGGUUUCAAACAGUGACUCUGUCGUCUCGCCGUCCUCAAAAUGCCUUUCUUCGUCCAGAGUCCGUCCCAGCAAUAGUGGAGGAGAGAUUACAUCGUUUCGACGCCCCUCACUGCCGAACUUCAUCAGGGUUCAGAUUCAACAAACCUUGGCCUCGUUUUCUGAACCCGUCUGUCAGUCGGUUUUUGAAGCUGCCUACAAAAAAAAGUAA